UUGUCCUUUCGCCUGGGUUCCAUUCAAACCCCUGUGGCUUUUUUUAAAGGAACACUAUAGUGAGCGAAUCUCCCUCGUAUCCUAACACACUCAUUUUCUCCACCCACCCACUUGCUGAAAUGGUGGUGUGAUCUAUUUAGGGCUGUCCCGAUACUGUGUACAGUUUUCUUCUAGCACAGUCAAACCUGCAAGGCGCUGGUAUGCUAAGACUCUAGCCCACUCAAAGGGAAGAGGAAACAGAGAGAGAACUGAGAGUUCGAAGACCUGAUGACCCACAUGCCUUCAUGGGGAACACCAGUAUUACAGAAGGGAAGACUGCCCUGUCUGUAGGCGGCUCUUCAAUAGCCCGGGGCAAGACUUCCAUCACCAUGGGCAAGUCCAACAUCACCCGUGGGGUCACCACUACCUCUAUGGGAGACUCUACCAUAACCAGAGGCAAGACCACCAUAUCCCUGGGCAAAGCCAGCUUCAGCCGAGGCAAAACUACGACCUCCUUCCGCAAGGCCCUCAUGCCCAAGCGCCGGACCAAGUAGAUGGAAAGGAGAUCCGCAAACGCUGAAACAAAGACAAAGACUUCAACAGCAAGAAAGAGCACUGAGAAGGACAAGACAACAGAUAUACAACAAGAGGACGACUCGGAAGCCUCAAAAGGAAAGGCUUUUCUUCUAUUGAGAAAGACUUGCUUUACAAAAGGGAAAAUCAAACUGAUGAAAAGCAAGAAGGCCAUGUCAUGGGGGAAGACAGCUCUUUCGAGGAGCAAGACCAAACUGAGGAAGGGAGAGACUGCGUUUGUGGUGGGUACAACUACAAUCACUCAUGGAGAGACUACUAGUUCUUUGAGCAAGGCCACUUUAAGUCAAGGGGAGAAGUCUGUCACUGUAGUUAAGACUUCCCUCAAAAAAGGCAAGGAAACGCAAUGGAAUCUCUACUGGGAUUUUCAUCUGUGACAUAAAGACACAAAUAUAACUGCAAACAGAUUAUGUACAGUAUAUGUGUAUGUUACCACAAAGACUGACUUUAAAGUAGAGCGUUCAAGCAGGUUGGAUGUCUUGUGAGAUGCAAGUGUUUGCCAGCUUGCUCUAGAAUUGCACACAAAUGCAUUCUAGAGGCAAUAUGAAGUGCAAGUGUUCCUUAAAUUAGCUUGGAACUGAGCGUGACAUCUUUGUCCCUGAAAGAGAAUAGAUAUGAUUUUAAAAUAAAGAUUUGUCUGAGAGAACAUGUUCAGAGAUCAGGCGCAAAUCUGGUUUCCAUGAAGAGAACAUGCAUGCAUGCAUGUGUGAGGGUGUGCACUUCCACAACUGGAAUGGCUUUUAUUGCUGUUCACAUGCAGAAGGGUCUAAGUUGGAUAAUGAUCAGGAAUCCAGAUCUGAGAUUGUUUUGCAAGUGGAAUUGUAUCAGUUAAUUGGUACUAACCAAGUCAUAGUAAAACAUUUUAACUUCAACCAUAGCCUUACAAAUAAAAUGCGCAUUGUUAAUUCUUCGACUUCUUAAUCUUACAUUAAUGUAGCAUAAAUCAACUAAAUCCGAAUUGUCAAUAAAUAGACCUAUAAACUGGUUAAAACAUUGUUUUAAUGUGUCUGUCUUCAAAAUAUUUCAGAGGGUUUAUUUUAAUUUACCUUAAGUUAGGCACACACUUUUGCUUGUCAGACUAUACAAUGUGAUUACAAUCAUAUCUUAGGUAAAAUCCACCUUUCUUUUGUCAGACUGUGCAGUUGUAUUCCAGACUUUGAUUCCACUCGUCCCAUUGAUUUAUUUUAAAAAAAAGAGGUCAAAAAUACAGGCUUUACCUUUUACCAAGCAUAGGCUAUAUAUGAAACAAUGCUUCGGUAAUAACUAAUUUUAAUGCACAUUUGAGGGGUCUGAUAUAACAAAAUCAUUAAAGUAGACCACACCCUUGAGUCUCGAGGUCUUGGGCUCAGUCAACACGACACCUUUUGCAGAACCCAUGUACAGUAUAAGUCAAGAAAUUUCUAUCAGUUCCAGGGAGGCACAAUGCCACGGAACUGAGUGAUGUCACCCCCGAUUGUGUCACCCAACAAUGUGUUCUUCAGUGCCUCGCUUUAGCGACGGUACAAUGUGGUCUACUGUCCGCUCUGCCCCCAUAUAGAACUAAGGCCUCCUACGGCAGCCUCUGUCCAUUCACGGCACACAGGGGAGGUAUGUGGCCUUGCGAAGCCCACGUUAUGCUGCUCAACAAGUGCUUUAUGCUGCUGCAUGGGGGUUGCUCUCACCACGCUUAGCAUUCCUGUCCCAUCCCGACACUAGCUGUUUGGACUGUCACACCCAGCCAGGCACUGUCUGUGUGAGUUGGGAUGUGUUGCUGCCAAGCCAUCGUAACCUUAUCCUGUAGAAGCAGGAGAGCACAAGAUUCCCAAGGGAAAGAAGAGAAGAUUUAACCGUGAACGUGCUCCGGGUAAGAUCGUCUAAGCUGGCUGCA
Messenger RNA from Pimephales promelas (fathead minnow), 2437 nucleotides. It is a transcript of the gene zwi, whose product is annotated as zwilling. The record is from RefSeq and is a predicted model, not a curated record. Lineage: Eukaryota; Metazoa; Chordata; Actinopteri; Cypriniformes; Leuciscidae.